Molecule: messenger RNA, 1392 nt
Organism: Kwoniella botswanensis
Lineage: Eukaryota; Fungi; Basidiomycota; Tremellomycetes; Tremellales; Cryptococcaceae
Exons: 9
Coding region: 1-1392 (463 amino acids)
Molecular function (GO): glucan endo-1,3-alpha-glucosidase activity
Source: RefSeq, a predicted model, not a curated record
AUGCAAUGGUUCAGUAGAUCCAAAGGCAAAGGCCGGGUCGACCAACAGCCCUUCCCUGGUGGUGACGAGGAUAGUGUUGUCAAACCACAGUUGGCUAUCGCUCAUUUUAUGCUUGGAAAUACUUAUCCUUUCACUGAAGACGACUGGCUUAAGACCUUCGAUCUAGCAGAGGACACCUCCUUAGAUGCCCUAGCAUUGAACUUGGGUCAAGAGGAAUGGCAGCUCACCCAAGCAUCCACGGCAUACCGUCUUCUCUCUUCUUCAUCCACCUCGACCAAACUCAAACUUUGUCUUUCCUUAGAUCUGAUGGUAUUACCAAAAGAUCCGAAAUUGAUCAUAACCAAGGUAAUACAGAUUAUCCAAUUUGGACGAUCGGCGCAACUCAAAUGGGAUGAUAAGAUCUUAUUGAGUACGUUUGGAGGGCAGGAUUUGGGUGAUGAUGGAUGGCGAGAGGUUAUUAGUGGAGUGGAAAGUAUAUUGGGAGAAAAGGUCUUCUUCAUACCUUCGUUCUUCCUUCCUCCUGAGGAGAUAUUAGCGAAAGACUAUGUGGAUGGGGCGUUUCAUUGGAACGGUGCUUGGCCAAUGAAUAACCAUACAACUAAUUUGGAGUCGGACAAACCAUUCCUGGAACACGAAAAACCAUACAUGGCUGCUGUAUCACCUUUGUUCUUCACUCAUUAUGGUGCAGAGGGAGAUUGGGCAUUCAACAAAAACUGGAUAUAUCGAUCCGAUGAUUUACUAUUACCAUCACGAUUUUCACAGCUCCUUUCUUUACCUCCCGAUCAAUCACCGCAAUUCAUCGAAAUUAUCUCAUGGAACGAUUUUGGCGAGUCGCAUUAUAUUGGACCUGUAUUGGGUGCUCAACCUGGUUCUGAUAGAUGGACGGAGGGAAUGGAUCAUGAGGGAUUUAGAGUCAUGAUCAAGUACUUCAUCCAGAAGUGGAAGAACCAAAUACAUCGUGGUCCAGAUAGGAAUCUACCUUCCGGCAAAGGAGAAGAAGAAAAGGAACGCGGGAAAUUGGUAAUUUGGUAUAGAACUCAGAGUAGGGAUAUGCAAACUGCACAGGAUAGGGUUGGUAAGCCUGAUCAUUCCGAAUGGGCCCAAGACCUCUUGAACUUCUUUAUCCUCCUUCCCACCUCCCAAUAUUCCACAAAAGAUACCUUCACCUUACAUAUUCAGAACGGUGGUCAUUCCCAUCGACCUCUCCCUUUAGAAGUCGGUACGGUCAACCUCAUACCUGUUCCUUUCUAUACUGGACAAGUAUCAUUCCAAGUGAUGAAAUAUGGUAAACAAGUGGUUAUCGAGGGUAAAGGGAUGGAUAUUAGCCAAGAAGGAGAAGGAGGCAAAGGGUGGAAUUAUAAUAUGUGGAGUGGGGUAUUUGAUGCUAUCUGA